AUGGAGAACUGCAAUAUGCAUGGGGAGAAAAUGAGUCUUAUAAAUGAGCUCGCACAAGGCAGGGAGCUAGCUAGGCAACUCCAGAUCCAUCUCAAUGUUCCGUCUUCCUCUCAUGGAACCCGGGAAUCGUUGGUUCAAAAAAUCAUAGUUUCAUACGAAAAGGCGCUUUCCAUGCUCAAUUCUAGCAGCCCAGCCUCAGGGGGAGAGCAACAACUACCCACAGGUCAUGCUGCGAUUCGAAUGAUUGAGUCCCCCCCACCUUCUCUCAAUGGAAGUCCCCAUAGUGAAGACUCGGAUCGCGAAUUCAAGGACCAGGACAACAAAGAGUCGUCCAGGAAGAGGAAAACUCUGCCAAGGUGGACACAACAAAUAAGAGUUACAUCAGGUAUAGGGCUUGAGGGGCCUCUUGAUGAUGGCUUCAGCUGGAGGAAAUAUGGCCAAAAGGACAUACUCGGAGCCAAAUAUCCAAGAGGCUAUUACAGAUGCACUUAUCGGAAUGCUCAAUGCUGUUUGGCCACAAAGCAAGUGCAACGCUCCGAUGAGGACCCAACAGUCUUCGAAAUUACUUACCGAGGAAGGCACACAUGUACACAAGCCUCCACCAGCACAACCAGUGCUCAUCCUCCUCCUCCUCCUCCUCCUCCACAGAACAGCAUGGACAUAGUGGACCCUCAACAGAAUCAGCAGCAACCACAAGACUUGCUCUUAGCCAUCCCACAAGGCCUUACAGUAGUAACUGAAGGCUUAGACGCUGGUGAUCAGGAAUUGUUUCCCUACAAUCCAUUGAACCACAACUAUGUGGGGAAUUUUUCUCCUCCAUUUAUGGGGCCUGCAACUUCUGGAACACAGUAUUUCUCAGCUUCAGAGCAGGGCUUUGGAGGAGGCAGCCAAGGUUUUCAGGGUGUUGAGUGUGAGAUUGCAGAGAUUCUUUCGUCUUCUACUUCAGCAACCAACUCUCCUGCUGCUUUGGGUUUCCCAUUUGGUCAGGCUGAUCAAAACUUAUACCCCAACUUCUCAUUUGACGGUCCAGGCUUCUUUUCCUCAUAG
Molecule: messenger RNA, 1047 nt
Organism: Prunus armeniaca (apricot)
Lineage: Eukaryota; Viridiplantae; Streptophyta; Magnoliopsida; Rosales; Rosaceae
Source: the annotation of a GenBank genome assembly